AUGCCGUUCACAGUACUCCUCGGCACGUCCGCUGAUCGACGCCUAUCCCAUCGCUCCUCCAAGUCUUCUCUGACGACCCCCUCGACCGACCCCCCCGAACCCCGUCUCGAAUACAUCCACGACGAGGCCCAGCUGCAGGACCCGCCCGAAGAAUGUCCCGAUCUCCGCGAGCUCAACAACAGCCUCGAGGCCCUGGCGGCCCUGUUUCCGAACGUCCAACCCGAGGUCUUCCGCGAGAUGCUGUCCAACUUUGACGGCGAAUCCAGACUCGCCGUCGUCGCCGAUGCGCUGCUGAAGAACCACGUCAACUGGGUCAAGGGCCGAUGGAGGACCAUCGAAGACAACGCCUCCAGCGAUGCCUCCAGCGAUGCCUCCAGCGAUGCCUCGCCAGCCGUUCCGACCGUCCCGCACAAGGACGCCUUCCGCAGCGACGAGUACAAAAAGGCCGUCCAAGCCCUGGCCUGGACCGAGUUCAAGGGCCUGACGCGCGCCGCCGUCAACGCCGUGCUCGCCGAGUUCAACUAUUCCUAUCUCGACGCACGCAAGACCCUGCUCGACCUGUCGGCCAAGUCCUGGCGCUUCACCAUCUCGUCCCUCUUCUCCCGCCGCAAGCCCGCCACCGCCGGCGACGCCGAAAACCACCCCCUCGUCAUCUGGCGAUCCACCGGCCAGGGCUCCAUCACGCCGACGCUGCGUGCCACCGGACAUGCCGAGCUCGACCGCGAGCUGUACGACGAGCUCAUCCGCCCCCUGAAAGACCGCGCCCGCGCGACCCAGCUCGACGAGGACCGCGGCCUGGCCCGGGUGCUGAACAGCGCCGAGGCCGAGGCCGUCGACGCCCUGCACGAGUGCUGCUGCUGCUUCACCGAGUCGACCUUUGAGGAGUUUACCCAGUGCAACGCCGACGCCCACAUGAUCUGCUUCCGCUGCGUGCAGCUGUCCCUGACCGAGGCCGUCUUCGGCCAGGGCUGGCACAGCAGCAUCGACACCCGCGCCGGCACCCUCCGGUGCCUGGCCGUCGACGGCCCCGGCUGCGGCGGCCACAUCCCCGCCCACCACCUCCACCGCGCCAUGCUCGAGGAGAAGAAGGGCGCCGAGAUCCUGCACAAGCUCGACCAGCGCCUCGCCGACCACAGCCUGCUCGCCUCGGGCCUGCCCCUCAUCCGCUGCCCCUUCUGCGACUACGCCGAGGUCGACGACAUCUACCUGCCCCAGCACGAGGACAGCCUGCGGCCCAAGGCCGACGGCGUCCUCAGCGCCGUCUUCCUGCUCCUCUGCGUCGGCUCCAUCCCCUUCCUCAUGCCGCUCGUGCUCCUGUCGUCGCUGCUCUGCCUCGCCAUGACCACGUCGCGCGCCUCGCUGGCGACGCACUGGUCGCGCGCCCUGCACCGCCGCCGCCGCCGCCGCCGCGGGCCCAAGUUCACCUGCCGUGCCCCGCGCUGCGGCCGCACCUCGUGCCUCGCCUGCGCCAAGCCCUGGGCCGACGUGCACGUCUGCAACGAGUCGUCCCUCGUCGCGCUGCGCACGCAGGUCGAGCAGGCCAUGAGCCUCGCCAUCAAGCGCGUGUGCCCGCGCUGCGCCACGUCCUUUGUCAAGAACUCGGGCUGCAACAAGCUCACGUGCCCCUGCGGCUACAAAAUGUGCUACGUCUGCCGCAAGGACAUUGGCGGGCCCGACGGCGCCGGCGAGGGCUACCGCCACUUCUGCGACCACUUCCGCCCCGACGGCGAUCCCCGCCCCUGCGACGAGUGCGACCGCUGCAACCUCUGGGAGAGCGAGGACACGGACGAGGUCCUGCGCCGCGCCCGCGACGAGGCCGAGCGCCGCUGGAAGGAGACCGAGGCCCGCGACCUCAGCGGCGCCGAGCGCGUCUUCCUCGACACGGGCUUCGCCGCCGCCGCCCCCGCCCGCGACGACCUCUCGGUCGAGCAGGUCCUGCGUGCCGGCCGCCUGCCGUCUGUGGCGCAGAUAUGCGACCUCGUCGUCGAGAAUCUGUUUGUGUGA
Messenger RNA from Verticillium nonalfalfae, 2004 nucleotides. RefSeq lists its product as uncharacterized. The transcript has a single exon. The record is from RefSeq and is a predicted model, not a curated record. The coding region runs from base 1 to 2004 and encodes 667 amino acids. Lineage: Eukaryota; Fungi; Ascomycota; Sordariomycetes; Glomerellales; Plectosphaerellaceae.